AUGCGCGCCAGCACCUUCCUGCUCAGCGGCCUGGUGACCCUCGCCACCGCCCGCUCCGCAGUCCUCGACCUGAUCCCCAAAAACUUCGACAAGGUCGUCCUGAACUCGGGCAAGCCCGCCCUGGUCGAAUUCUUCGCCCCCUGGUGUGGCCACUGCAAGAACCUUGCCCCUGUCUACGAAGAGCUUGGCCAGGCCUUCGCGCACGCUGAAGACAAGGUCAGCAUUGCCAAGGUCGAUGCCGAUGCGAACCGCGAUCUGGGCAAGAGGUUCGGGAUCCAGGGAUUCCCUACUCUCAAGUGGUUUGAUGGCAAGAGCGAGACACCCGAGGAUUACAAAGGUGGAAGGGAUCUGGAGAGCUUGACCGCGUUCAUCACGGAGAAGACUGGUAUCAAAGCUAAGGGCGCAAAGAAGGAGCCUAGCAAUGUUGAGAUGUUGACAGACACGACCUUCAAGAGUGCCAUUGGUGGCGAUAAAGAUGUGCUUGUUGCGUUCACGGCGCCUUGGUGUGGACACUGCAAGAAGCUUGCACCUACCUGGGAAACUCUCGCCACCGACUUCGCUCUGGAAUCCUCCGUAAUUAUCGGCAAGGUCGACGCCGAAGCUGAGAACUCCAAGGCCACGGCUAAGUCCCAGGGCGUCACCGGAUACCCCACGAUUAAGUUCUUCCCCAAGGGCUCAACCGAGGGCGAGGUCUACAACGGCGCCCGCUCCGAGGAGGCCUUUGUCGAGUUCCUCAACGACAAGGCCGGCACCCACCGUGCCCCCGGCGGCGGAUUGGACGAAAAGGCCGGCACCAUCGUUGUCCUUGAUGAGCUUGUUGCCAAGUACAUCACCGCCAAGAACUUGCCGGAGCUGGUUGAGGAGGCGAAGAAGGUUGCUAAGGCCAUUGGUGGCAAGUACGCCGAGUACUACGUCAAGGUCGCGGAGAAGCUGGCCCAGAACGAGGACUAUGCUGCCAAGGAGCUCGAGCGCCUGAAGAAGGUGAUUGCUAAGGGUGGCUCUGCGCCUGAGAAGGUCGAUGAUAUGGUUUCCCGCAGCAACGUUCUGCGCAAGUUCUUGGAGCUCGAGGAGAAGGUUGAGGAUGUCGUUAAGGAUGAGCUGUAA
Messenger RNA from Aspergillus mulundensis, 1104 nucleotides. RefSeq names its product protein disulfide isomerase family protein. The transcript is spliced from 2 exons. The record is from RefSeq and is a predicted model, not a curated record. Gene Ontology annotation, cellular component: endoplasmic reticulum. Lineage: Eukaryota; Fungi; Ascomycota; Eurotiomycetes; Eurotiales; Aspergillaceae. Gene Ontology annotation, molecular function: protein disulfide isomerase activity. Gene Ontology annotation, biological process: protein folding. The coding region runs from base 1 to 1104 and encodes 367 amino acids.